Molecule: messenger RNA, 2022 nt
Organism: Salpingoeca rosetta
Lineage: Eukaryota; Choanoflagellata; Craspedida; Salpingoecidae
Exons: 10
Coding region: 1-2022 (673 amino acids)
Molecular function (GO): lipid binding
Source: RefSeq, a predicted model, not a curated record
AUGAUGAUGAUGAUGAUGAUGAUGAGCAGGCUGCUUCUUGGCGUCGGGCGUUUGUUUUUGUUUGUGUCUGUGCUGCUGGCGGUGGCGGCGUCGGCGCGGGAUGAGGUUGGUGGGAUUGGUGGGGUUGGUGGCCUGGAGGGUGUUGGGGAGCGAAAUGCGAGCCGACCAUCUUCGCUGACGUUUGCGGUUGCGGAGCGUGGGCUGACUGAGAUCGAGGCGCUCGUCCUGCCGGAGCUGCACCAGAUCAUGAUGAACGUCACCAUCCCCGACAUCAAGGUGGAAGAGCUUGGGAUCGUGGUUGAGGUGUCCAACAUCACGCUGACCAAGCUGGACUUUGGCAGCGAGGCCAUCGAUCUCAGCCCACCCAACGUGGUGACCAUCGCGGGCACUGGCGUCAUCAUCCUUGCCAACAUGAAUUGGCGCUACCAUGACGGGCUGAUCAAGAUCCAUGGCACCGCAAAGGAUGUGUUCAACCAGACCUCGCUCAACAUUGCAAUCGCCCUGACCUCUGAUCACGGUCAUCUGGGGCUGACGGUUGCGCAGUGCGACGUGAACAUCAAGGACUUUGCAAUCAUCCUGGAUGGUGGCGCUGGCGGCUUCUACCAGGACAUUGUGAACAUGCUGCACAAGCCGUUGGAGCAUCUCUUCUCCUCCACCAUCUCCACAGCGCUCGUCAAAGGCAUUGAUGAGAUUGCCGCAAAGUUGCUGCCUGCCAUUCCACUGGUAAUCCCGCUCUCCAACACGACGGAGAUCGACUAUGGCCUCAUCAACGUCACCAACACGCGUGGCAUGUCCGGCUUUCACUACUCUGACAAUCAUUUUUCCGGAACCGCCACCCCAAUCAUCAUUGACGACUUUGACAUCAGCAUUGGCGCAUACGAGAGUAUCGAUAUUGCGGGGUUCUUCCAGCCAGCAACCAAUGGCACUUUCUACUUCCAGAUCCACUUCAACCAGGCCGGCGAAAUCACAGCGCCGAGCGGCACCGCAGGCCACCUCGAAAUGCACAACCCGGGCAUGUGCUGGGUUGAGCACCACACGGACAGCACGCCGCCAUUCAAUGGCAGCGCAUCCGUCUUCUAUCCGAUUCAACUCCAAUAUCAGGGCGGGUGUGGUGGCGGCCACAUCGAACUACGUGUGUGUGCGCAGGGUGGCGCGUGCCAACUGCUGUCGUCACUGAACAUCACCACCAACACGACGGAUUCGCUCCCUGUCUUUGUGGACACGCGUGCGGUGAUGGUGGCCUCUGGUGCCGAAAUCUUUGACCGCACACACCCGCAGGAGAGCGCGUACCCGCAUCACACGCUGCCUACCUCACUGCCGGCGACAUUCAACAGCACGCGCCACUCGCUCGUGCUGUAUCUUGACCCCUUCCUCCUCAACUCUGGCAUAUCUGUGCUCAACACUGAGGGUGCCUUCAACCUUUCCAUCACCAACGCUGACCUCCCACCUGCUGUUCUGCCAUACUUUCAACUCAACACCACUUUCUUCCGCUACGUGCUGCCAAACCUCUACCAGAAGUUUCCAAAUGACGCAAUGCAAGUGGACAUGGAGCCGUCCACCAUCACUCCAAUCACCGUCAUCCCAAAUGAGGGCAUUGGCGCAGGGUUUCUCUACUCCAUCAACGUCUCUGUUCUUCAAGGCAUGCCAUCACCCCAGCGCAUCCCUGCGAUGACGCUAGAGAUUGAGUUUGCCAUUACUGGCAACGUCUCCCUCGCCAACACCACCCUCACCGGCGCCAUCUCCGCCAUCAAUCUCACCACCACGCUCAAGUGGUCGAUUGUGCCCGUCGCAAACAUCAGUGCGUUGAACCCAAUCAUCGCCAAGCUGCUGGAUGCGGUGGUGAUUCCCGCGCUCAACAGCGCCAUGGCCAAAGGCCUGCCGCUGCCCACUGUCGCUGGUCUGCAGUUUGCCAACACAGACGUCGUCUACGAACAAGGCGGCUACAUCGCCCUGCACGCUGCGUUCCACCCUGUUUCAACGCCACAACAGAGACAGGUGGAUGGUGAUGGUGACGGGGUGUGA